Colletotrichum scovillei is the source of this 1448-nucleotide messenger RNA. Its product is annotated as metal-dependent amidase/aminoacylase/carboxypeptidase. The coding region runs from base 119 to 1444 and encodes 441 amino acids. The record is from RefSeq and is a predicted model, not a curated record. The transcript is spliced from 2 exons. Gene Ontology annotation, molecular function: dipeptidase activity. NCBI's taxonomy places the organism in Eukaryota, Fungi, Ascomycota, Sordariomycetes, Glomerellales, Glomerellaceae.
GUAUAUCUUACAUUCAUCGAGGAGGCUCCUCCAUCUCGAAUUACAUUUCGCCAAUCUUUGGCAUUUCUUGAAAUCGUUUCGCUGCGAGUAAGGGAUUCACGCUCCGAAUCCUAUCACCAUGUCUAUUAUUCAAAUCCCGGUCGCCGCUAAUGCUGCUGGGGAGCAACAGAGCGCCAACCCGGGUCCCAAACCAGUGCAGGGGGCUUUUGAUUUCGAACAGGCCCGCAAGAUCAUCAACGCACACCUCGAUGACCUAGACUCUUCUCUUCACAACGACAUCAACAAACAGCUGCACGCAAAUCCGGAAACUGCAUACAAGGAAUUCUUUGCCCACGACACCCUCACAGCUUACUUAGAAAAGCAAGGGUUCUCUGUCAAAAAGCAUACCUAUGGCCUCGAAACGAGCUUCGAGGCCGAAAUAGGUAGUGGCGGCCGUCAAGUCGUUAUUUGCGCUGAAUACGAUGCUCUACCAGACAUCGGCCAUGCCUGCGGACACAACCUGAUUGCAACGUCCUCAAUUGCUGCAUUCUUGGGGGCUGCUCGCGCACUCGUCGACUUGAGGAUCCCUGGGCGUCUACGCAUUCUAGGAACCCCAGCCGAAGAAGGGGGAGGCGGUAAAGCGAAACUCAUUGAUGCCGGUGCCUUCAACCCCGCCGAGGAUAUCGCAGCGGCCAUUAUGGCGCAUCCAACUGCAGCUCACCAGGGCGGUAGUGGAGAUGGUUCCUCAGGACUGGCAGGCUUUAAGCUCAUUGCAAGCCAUAAGUUUCGCGUUGAAUUCCGUGGGAAGCCCGCUCAUGCAGCAGGUGAGCCAUGGAAAGGGUUGAACGCGUUGGAUGCGGCUGUAGCAGCCUACAGCAAUGUGGCUCUCCUCAGGCAGCAAAUUCAGUCAGACGAAAGAGUCCAUGGUGUAAUCGAAGUCGGCGGCACCGUUCCCAACGUCAUCACGGAUUAUACCCGCAUGAACUGGAAUGUCCGCAGCCCAACAAUUGAGCGCGCCGAUGCACUGUUGAACAGGGUCAAGGCAUGCCUGGAAGCAGGCGCAGCCGCGACGGGCUGCGAGAUCAACUACAUUGUGGCGCCGACGUACAUGAAUCUACGAGCUAAUAACACCCUGUGCAAGACAUAUGUGGAAGAUAUGGCCGCGAUCGGUCAGACAAUACAGCUUCAUCAGGCAAAACCAUUUAACGCCUCGACGGAUAUGGGAAACGUGUCUUAUCACGUGCCUAGCUUCCACGGCGCCUUCGUCAUCCCGACCUCGCCAGAUGUGGCAGGCCACAAUCCCAAAUUCGCGGCCGCUGCUGCAACUGACGAAGCUCACAAAGCGGCUCUCACGUGCGCUAAGGGUAUGGCAAUGCUUGCCGUAAGAGUGCUUGUUGACGAUGACAUUGCAUCACGAGCAAGGGCGGACUUUGGAAGCCCGGAUGAGGAGUGCAAAAAGGCUUAGGAGG